AUGUCCAUGGCACCGUCCGUCCCCGCCCUCGACACUUUCGCCUCACUCGCGUUCUUAUGUAUCUCGGCUCUGUAUUUGAAGGCUAGAUGGAAAUCGAGUCGUUUGCCUUUACCACCCGGACCCAAGGGUUAUCCUAUCAUUGGGAAUCUGUUGGAUAUGCCGCAUAGGUUUGAAUGGGAGGUGUAUCAUAGGUGGUGCAAAGAUUUUGAUACGGAUAUCCUGCACCUCAACGCUGGAGGAACGCAUAUUAUAGUUCUUGACUCGUAUCGCGCGGCACAGGAGGUGUUGGAAAGAAAGUCGACGAUAAAUUCCGGCAGGCCUCGACUACCGAUGGUGAAUGAGCUCAUGGGGUUGGAUUUUAAUUUCGGUUUUAUGGAUUAUGGUAUUUGCGUGCGACGAUCCCGGCGGCUGAUGCACCACGCUUUCCAUCCUUCCGCGGCGAAGCAAUACCGACCGCAAGAAAUAAACUCUGCAAGGAGGUUUCUUCGUCGGUUGUUGGAUGAUCAAGAUGAUAUAAUGGGCGAGCUCCGUUUACUUUCCGGAGAGGCAGUGCUUUCUUCCACCUACGGCAUCGAGAUCGCUUCGAAACACGACAAGUACAUUACUAUAGCGGAAGAUGGCACCGAGCCGGUUCUCACUGCGAUUAUACCAGGCACAUUCCUGGUCGACUUUAUCCCUGCGUUGAAAUAUGUCCCUGAGUGGUUCCCUGGUGCAGAGUUUAAGAGGAAAGCGCGGGAAUGGCGCCAGGCGACGUUUAGGAUGCGGGAUGUACCGUAUGAGGAUGCUAAACGGGAGAUUGAGAGGGGAACGCCUCUUGUUUCGUUUUGUUCGAUGAGCUUGGGGAAGAUUGAUGAGAGGCUUGAUAGGGAUGCACAAGAGGAGGAUAUUAAAUCGGUUGCAGCGACCUUGUACGGAGCGUAUACUACAGCUGGUGCAGAUUCGGUGAUGGCAGCCGUCGCUACGUGUAUCUUAGCCUUACUCAACCACCCCGACGUCUUCAAGAAGGCUCAAGCUCAGAUUGACAGUGUGGUUAAGCCAGGACGGCUUCCAGACUUUGACGACGAAGCUUCGUUGCCGUUUGUUACUGCAAUUAUCAAAGAAAGUAUGCGGUGGAGGGAGGUAACGCCUUUAGGAUUACCACACCGCGCAAGCGCAGAGAGUGAAUAUAAUGGGUAUAGAAUACCUAAAGGUUCCAUUAUUAUGGCCAAUUCAUGGGCGAUGCUUCAUGACGAAACUGUUUAUCCAGAGCCUUUCGCAUUCAAACCUGAACGAUUUCUCACUAACAAAGGUCAGUUAAAUAAGAGUGUCAAAGAUCCGGGACAUGCGAUCUGGGGGUUUGGAAGAAGAAUUUGUCCAGGACGGUAUAUGGCUGCGUCUUCAGUAUGGAUUACCGUUGCGUCGUUUAUUUCGGCAUUUGAUAUUGCCAGGGUGGAUGAGAGUGGUGGUCUGGACCAUGAAUAUGGAUCUGGGAUCAUUCGUAUUCCCUUGCCUUUCAAGUGUUCUAUACGGCCACGAAGUAAAGCUAUUGAAGAUUUCAUACGAUCUACAACAAGAGAGUAG
Psilocybe cubensis is the source of this 1560-nucleotide messenger RNA. RefSeq lists its product as uncharacterized. The coding region runs from base 1 to 1560 and encodes 519 amino acids. The transcript has 12 exons. Gene Ontology annotation, molecular function: monooxygenase activity; heme binding; oxidoreductase activity, acting on paired donors, with incorporation or reduction of molecular oxygen. Lineage: Eukaryota; Fungi; Basidiomycota; Agaricomycetes; Agaricales; Agrocybaceae. The record is from RefSeq and is a predicted model, not a curated record.